Messenger RNA from Cyprinus carpio (common carp), 2326 nucleotides. It is a transcript of the gene gp1ba, whose product is annotated as glycoprotein Ib platelet subunit alpha. Lineage: Eukaryota; Metazoa; Chordata; Actinopteri; Cypriniformes; Cyprinidae. The record is from RefSeq and is a predicted model, not a curated record. Gene Ontology annotation, molecular function: protein binding.
AACAAGGAUCAUCGGCCCCGCGUCAGCUGCGUGAGUCAGGGACUGACCGCUGUUCCCGACGGCAUCCACACAGACACACAGGUCCUGGUUCUCACGGAAACCAGUUCACUUCUCUGUCCUGGUCCAUGUAUUCUGGGUUCACAGAGCUGCACGAGCUGGACCUGAGCCACAAUCACAUCAGCACACUGGAGCCGUCGGGUCCAGUGCUGGAGAAGCUGAGUGUCUUGCGUUUGUCUGGUAACAGGUUAACUGGUUUGGGAGGACUGGCGUUCCGCUGCGCUCCCAGUCUGAUGGAGAUCUUCUUAGACAGGAACCAGAUUCGUUCCCUUCAUGACGGCACCUUCAGUGAACUGCCGCAUCUGGAGGUCAUCAACCUGUCUCAGAACAAGCUUCCCGCGCUGCCUCCGCGCCUCCUGGAGCGUGUCUCCUCCAGCGGCCUGAAGACGUUUGACUUGGAGAAUAACAGCGUCUCGCUGAUGCCCGACCUCUUCUUCUCGUCCAAACCCGAGCUGCCUUAUGUUUACCUAACCCACAAUCCCUGGCUCUGCAGCUGCGCUGUCGGUUACCUCCACAGCUUCCUAAAUGACCAGGAACACAACAUCUACAUGCACGACGGGCCAAACGACAUCCUUCCUGCUGCAGACUCCGUGGUGUGUUCCGGACCACCUCACCUGCUCAAACGACCCAUCAUUGAACUGGAGGAGAGUGACUUCUGUCCACCAGAUCCAACCUAUCCUCCACUCCUCCAGCCCAGAGGAGACCAGGAUUUCAGACCCACUCACGUUCUUCCAGAUUUCAAACCAAAUCUUGAACGUCCAGAUAUUGUAUCCUCUUCUGAACGUCCAUAUAUUGGAACCCCUUCUGAACUUCCACAUCUUGAACUUGCUCCUCAUAUUACAGAUCUAGGACCCCAUCCUGAUCUUUCAACAAUCUCAGAAAAACCAAUUUCCAGCACUCAAACGCCGAUUGCUCCAUAUCACACCACUAUUGAAGCCCAUGUGCACGAUUCCACCAAAUCCUGGACCUCUAUUGAAACGUAUUGGGUCACUGAGACCUGGACCAAAAUCUGGUAUGAAUUCUGGACACAGUAUUUUAUCUUGACUCCAAUGGCCAAUACAUAUCUUCCCUCUCCAGACGCCACAGAACCAACCACCUGGAAAACCGACACAUCUCGACCCACAACCAACUCUGAGCUGCCAACCACUGCUCCAAGUAUUGCCAAAUCCCAAAGUCAAGCCACUGGCCAACCGGAACCACACACAAUCACAUUCACCACCAACUUUGGACCAAUUAUUGGCCAAUCCCAACCGCAAAGUACCGCCCAACCAGACCUGUCCACGAUCACGGUCCAAACCACCAGACGGGUCACUCUGCUGACCAGCGUUGGUGCACACUGGGUAGAAGCUCAGGACGCUUUUGGACGCUUGCUGCCCUGGUGCUGGUGGCUGUUUGCUGGUUUUCUGUUGCUGUGCGUACUUUCUGCUCUCACUUCCUGUUUCCUGUUCCUUUGGCUCCUCAGAAACUACCUCGUCAUCUACCGACGGCUCAAACGUCAUGUCUCGCCCUCACGGGUCACCCUGCGGGCGUACAGACGCACUCAAAAACCGCCGCUCGGAUUGGAGAAUGAGGGUGAGAGCGUGAGCUUUUUACCUCUAGAGCAGAUCAAAGACGCUCAAGCCGUGUUCCGGAGCGUCCUCUUCGUCUCCAGAGACGAGCAGCACCAGAUGAGGGAGACUGAAGACGUCUCUUCUGUAAUAGAGCUGGUGAGAGAUAAGGAAGUGUUCAGGAAGACGCUGUACAGAGUGAUUAGUGCAGAAGAGGAAGCAGGCGGGUGGACGGAGGAAGAGGAGCGCUGGGCGAAUGCACGAUACAGCCUGAUCCUGAGGGAGGAGAGAGCGGCUCAGAGAGAGAGGAGGUGGCUGGUGGGGGAGUGGCAGAUGGGCGGUGGGGGCGUGGUCUGUGAGAGGCCCUGCUCUCUGAUUGGCCAGCCCUCCGCAGUCGUCCCGGAGUGAGCAGCUGGUGGAUGUAAUUCGCUCUCGACCAUCAGUUGAAAACUUUCUAGAAUUACAUGUUGGUUCAAGCCAGUGAAGUAAUAAUAAAAGUUCUUGCUCUUCUCAGCUAGAAACAAUGGAACUGAUUCACUGUAUUUCACUAACUAUCGGUAACCUUGUAACUCCAUGUCAACCAAUAACCAUUAGUGUUUGUGGACUAAGUUAGGGUUACACUGCAAAAAAUAUUUUCUUCAUGUUUUUGUUUAGUUUUUUUUCUAGUAUAAAUAUCUAAAAAUUCUUGAAUCGGGAUGCAUUUACUGUACAAGUAAAAUGAC